Solanum tuberosum (potato) is the source of this 978-nucleotide messenger RNA. Its product is annotated as cytochrome P450 98A3-like. Lineage: Eukaryota; Viridiplantae; Streptophyta; Magnoliopsida; Solanales; Solanaceae. The coding region runs from base 34 to 966 and encodes 310 amino acids. The transcript is spliced from 2 exons. The record is from RefSeq and is a predicted model, not a curated record. Gene Ontology annotation, molecular function: heme binding; iron ion binding; monooxygenase activity.
CACAAACACAAUUAUAUUAAUUUAUUUCCCAUAAUGGCUUUUCCUUUAGUACUCUCUCUAUCAGUAUUUAUCAUCUUUUUAUGUUACAAACUCUACAACCGGCUCACGGCCAAGCUGCCUCCGGGUCCUUGGCCGUGGCCGGUGAUUGGAAACCUCUUCAGCAUAACGCCGAUGAGGUUCCGAUGCUUUGCUGAAUGGGCCCAAAUUUAUGGGCCAAUUUUUUCUUUUUACCUUGGGUCACAACUAAACGUGGUGGUGAAUAAUGCGGAACUUGCAAAAGAAGUUCUUAAAGAUAAUGAUCAAAAUUUGGCCAAUAGGUUUAGAACAAAACCUCUUGAUAGUGUGAGUAAAAAUGGGAUGGAUUUGAUAUGGGCUGAUUAUGGACCUCAUUAUGUGAAAGUAAGAAAGCUUUGUAAUCUUGAACUUUUUACUCAAAAGAGACUUGAAGCUCUUAGGCCAAUUAGAGAAGUUGAAGUUACUGCCAUGGUUGAAAAUAUUUUCAAGGACACCACUAAGCCUGGUAAUGAUAGUAAAACAAUGACGCUAAGGGGCUACUUGGGAUUAGUGUCAUUCAACAACAUAACAAGGCUUACAUUUGGGAAGAGAUUUAUAAACUCAAAAGGUGAAGUUGAUGAACAAGGUGAAGAGCUCAGAGCCAUUUUAACAGAUGGGAUAAGAAUUUCAGGAAAACCUAAUUUGGGAGAAUUUGUACCAUGGCUACGUUGGGUAUUUAAAGAUGACAAUGAAGCUCUUGAGUCACAAGAUAGACGUUUGAAUAAAUUUACAAGACUUAUAAUGGAAGAACACACAAUUGCUAGAGAAAAAUCUGGAGAAACCAAACAUCAUUUUGUUGAUGCUUUGCUUACCCUUCAAAAGGAGUAUGAUCUUAGCGAUGACUCUAUUAUUAGCCUUUUUUGGGUAAGUAUACAUAUACUAGUUAAUAUAAUUUUAACUUUUAUACACUGACAUCACGAUUUU